AUGAAUUGGCUUCCAGAUGGAGGUGGAGGUGGAGACAACGGGCACAUGCAAGGGCAGCACCUUCUGCAACUGCUAUUGGGAAUUAUCCAAUGGAUAGAUCCUCCUGACACUGUUUCAAAAGAAAUUGAAUGUGGGAAAAGUGAAAGCGAGUUACUUGAUGGUUGUCGUGCUUUGUUAUCCAUAGCAAAUGUAACUACACCGCUAGUGUUUGAUCAGCUCUUGAAAUCCAUGAGGCCUUUUGGCACUGUUAGCCUGUUGUCUGCCUUGAUGUGUGAAGUUGUUAAACAUCUCAUGGUGAAUUACACUGAAGAAGAAACAUGGAGUUGGGUGGCACGCGAUAUCUUGUUAGAUACUUGGACUGCACUUCUCAUCCCUAUGGAUAGUGCUGGUAACAAUAUAUUGUUUCCGCCAGAAGGGGUCAAUGCUGCAGCCAAUCUCUUCGCCUUAAUUGUAGAGUCUGAAUUAAAGGCUGCUUCAGCAUCGGCCUCCACUGAUGUGAAUGACUAUGACUACCUUCAGGCUUCUAUAGCUGCUAUGGACGAACGGUUAAGCUCUUAUGCUCUUGUUGCACGAGCCGCUAUAAACAUCACAGUUCCUUUGCUCACAAGACUGUUUUCUGAACGUUUUGCAAGGCUUCAUCAGAGCUCUGUUUGUGCUGUGGUAUAA
This is a messenger RNA of Ilex paraguariensis (yerba mate), 666 nucleotides long. NCBI's taxonomy places the organism in Eukaryota, Viridiplantae, Streptophyta, Magnoliopsida, Aquifoliales, Aquifoliaceae. The record is from the annotation of a GenBank genome assembly.